GUUUUGAAAAGGCAUAAAAAGAGCGAGGAGCAUACUUUGCUACAAAACCAAAAAUAAAUAAAUAAAAUUGUGGCCUUCACUUGCAUUUAGCCAUUUACACCACACCACAUCUUUCUCUAUCUUUCCCUCUCACAUAGGGUCCUCUCAACGAAGCACACCUUCCAUGGCGGCAGGACUCUCAACCGCCGUUACAUUCAAACCUCUCCUCCGCUCUUUCUCCUCCGAUUUCCGCCUCCGCCUCCCGAAAUCCUCUGCCUUAUCCCUUCCGUCUCUCCGAUUUAAAGGCUUCUCGGUCUGUUACGUGGUCGACGAAAGGCGACAGUUCUCUCCGAUUGAGAACGAUGAGCGACCGGAGGAGAGCACUAGCUCCACCGCCAUAGACCCCGAGUACCUCGCUUUGCGUUUGGCUGAGAAAUUGGAGAGGAAGAAGUCGGAGAGGUUUACUUAUCUUAUCGCUGCCGUGAUGUCGAGCUUUGGUAUCACUUCCAUGGCCGUUAUGGCUGUUUACUACAGAUUCUCUUGGCAAAUGGAGGGAGGUGAGAUCUCAAUGUUGGAGAUGUUUGGUACAUUUGCUCUCUCUGUUGGUGCUGCUGUUGGUAUGGAGUUCUGGGCAAGAUGGGCUCAUAGAGCUCUAUGGCAUGCUUCUCUGUGGAACAUGCACGAGUCACAUCACAAACCAAGAGAAGGAGCAUUUGAGUUAAACGAUGUGUUCGCCAUAGUAAACGCAGUUCCAGCAAUUGGGCUGCUCUCUUAUGGAUUCUUCAAUAAAGGACUCGUUCCUGGUCUCUGCUUUGGCGCCGGGUUGGGAAUAACGGUGUUUGGGAUCGCAUACAUGUUUGUCCACGAUGGUCUGGUGCACAAGCGCUUCCCCGUAGGUCCUAUUGCCGACGUUCCUUACUUACGAAAGGUCGCCGCCGCUCACCAGCUACAUCACACAGACAAAUUCAAUGGUGUACCAUAUGGGUUGUUUCUUGGACCUAAGGAAUUGGAAGAGGUUGGAGGAAAUGAAGAGUUAGAUAAGGAGAUAAGUCGGAGAAUCAAAUCAUACAAAAAGAGCUUGGGUUCCGGAUCGAGUUCUUGACUUCUAAAAAAAAUAAAAUAAAAAAGAAAUCAAACAAAGUUUUUUUAAAUCCCAAUUUUUGUGUUUGUCCCUCCUCUAUCAUGAUCAUCUGAUGAGGGUCUAUGUGGAUAAAUCAUAUAUGCCGAUUUCGAUUUUUAAAUGAAUAUUUUGAUUUUAAUACUAGAAAAUUAAUCUAAUUAUACAA
Messenger RNA from Capsella rubella, 1265 nucleotides. RefSeq names its product beta-carotene 3-hydroxylase 1, chloroplastic. Gene Ontology annotation, biological process: carotene metabolic process; xanthophyll biosynthetic process. Gene Ontology annotation, molecular function: iron ion binding; beta-carotene 3-hydroxylase activity. Gene Ontology annotation, cellular component: chloroplast. The transcript has 7 exons. The coding region runs from base 164 to 1081 and encodes 305 amino acids. NCBI's taxonomy places the organism in Eukaryota, Viridiplantae, Streptophyta, Magnoliopsida, Brassicales, Brassicaceae. The record is from RefSeq and is a predicted model, not a curated record.